Molecule: messenger RNA, 797 nt
Organism: Aspergillus sclerotioniger CBS 115572
Lineage: Eukaryota; Fungi; Ascomycota; Eurotiomycetes; Eurotiales; Aspergillaceae
Product: blue light-inducible protein Bli-3
Exons: 3
Coding region: 1-627 (208 amino acids)
Source: RefSeq, a predicted model, not a curated record
AUGUCCAACAUCCAAACCCCCACAACAGGCACCCAGCCUCUCGACCCCUACAAAGCCAAAUCCGUCGAAGACCCGCCCCUCGAGCAAAAGAUCUCCGAUCUAUCUACCUUCAUCAACGAACAGAAAUUCGGCAUGCUGACGACCAAAUCCUCCGAGGAUGAUUUGCUCACGAGUCGGUGUAUGGCGCUUGCUGGACAGGAAAACGCCUCCACAACCCUUAUCUUCCACACGAACCUCUUCUCCCACAAAACCAUGGAUUUGACCGUCCACCCCACCGAAACCAACAUGUCAUUCCUGGAUCCAAUUAGCGGUUCCUGGGCGUCGAUUUCCGGCACCGCCACCAUUGUCGCGGACAAGGAGACCGUGGGGAAGUAUUAUUCGCCGGCGUUGAGUGCUUGGCUCGGUGAUUUGGGUGACGGAGUGCAUGAUGGUGGCCCGGGGGAUCCGCGCAUCGGAGUGAUUAAGUUGGAGGCUAAGACGGCGGUGUAUGCGGUCUCCAGGAAGGGGAUUUUGGGGAGAGCGGUGGAGACGGUCAAGAGUGUGGCUAGUGGGGAUGUCCCUGCCAUUAAUAGUAUCAGGGAGUUGAGUAGGGCCGAGUUGGAUGAAUGGCGGAGGACACAUGCGUGAGUGAGUAGGUAUAUCUACUUCGCUUCGAAGUGCCGGUGUACUAUAUUGUGAGGAAUGAGUUAUGACCUAGUGUUUGGGAACAUGUUUCAAUUGGCAGAGAUAAUAUGAUCAGACAUGCCAUUUCAUCUAUCACUCCCCAGAAUAUCAAUCCUAUUAUCAAUCAAGUAAAU